Messenger RNA from Scutellospora calospora, 1389 nucleotides. The record is from the annotation of a GenBank genome assembly. Lineage: Eukaryota; Fungi; Glomeromycota; Glomeromycetes; Diversisporales; Gigasporaceae.
AUGCGUAAAACUUCAACUGGUUCAACUCCCGUUCGAGGGGCUAAAACUGCUAGGUCAACAUCUUCUGGUAAUUCUCAAAAAACCACAACUUCAUCCUCUUUACAAUCAAAUCAAAGUAGUUCCAAAAAUUCAUCAACUGUCAAAAGAUCAGGUGCAUCUGUUUCUUCAAAUAAUUUAUCACCAAAAAAUACAUCUUCACAACGUUCAAGAUCUCCAUCACCUUCAUCUGCAACAACAUUGAAACCUGUUAGAGCAACUGCUUCAUCUAAAAGCUUGAACGUAAUAGUUAAACAAGCAAAAUCAUCAGCAAUUCCGGAAGAAGUAUGGAGAAUGUACGAAGUUGAUCCAAAAAGUAUCACUAUUGAUUUUAGUGGUGGAGGUUCAGAUGUAUGGUAUGAAACAGUUGACCUUAUAAGGAUGGUAGCGGCAGAUAAUCAACUUGAAGUAAUUGAUAAACGAAUCGCUGAAUUUAAUGCACUCGUAUUUAUUGAUCUUCAUAAUAAUCAUUUAUCAUCUCUUCCAAAAGAAUUUGGAGAAUUGCAAAGUCUUACUACCCUUAAUCUAUCAGUUAAUCAUUUUAAUGAACUUCCAGAUUGUUUGACUACAUUAUCUUCUCUUGUCGAGUUACAACUUUCUUCAAACAAAUUAACUGGUGUUUUAGAUUCUUCUUUCGGUAACUUGUCUAAAUUAGAAUUACUUGAUAUUUCAUCGAAUGAAAUUACAGGAUUACCAAAGGAAUUGGAAAAUUUAAAAAAUCUUCGAAAAUUAAAUCUUGCAAAGAAUAAAUUAACAAAAAUUCCUGGUAUGGCAAUAAGUGGAAUGAGGAAUUUAGAAGAACUUGAAAUUAAUGAAAAUAAAUUAGAAAUAGUUUUUACUGGAUUAAAUGGUCAAACCGUUGAAUUAUUAUCAUUAAAAAGAUUAGAUAUUCGUCAAAAUCGAUUAAAAGCUUUGGAUGAAUCACAAGAUGCUACCGUUUUUCAUCCAUCAAUAAAACUUCCGAAACUUAAAGAAUUUCUUUCUUCAUUUAAUCAAUUUGAAACUUUUGGCCCGUUACUUCAUACAACUCCUGAUCUUGAAAUUCUUGAUAUUGGUGAUAAUAAACUUCACGAACUUCCUGAAGGUUUAUUAACAUUAAAAAGUCUAAAACGUUUAGAUCUAAGUAAUAAUGACCUUAAAGUCUUGCCAGCAGAAUUAGGCAUGUUGACGGCCCUGGACUUUUUAGGCUGGGAGGGUAAUCCUAUACGGAAUGCACCAAAAGGAUCGAGAUCUACGGCGGUGGUGUUAAAAACAUUGAGAGAUAGAUUAACAACUGUUGACUUUGAAAACAUGGAUGAGCCUACAAUUCCAGAAAGAAGUACAAAUCGAGGGAAUACAGGUGUAAAAAGUGAA